Aegilops tauschii subsp. strangulata is the source of this 1458-nucleotide messenger RNA. The record is from RefSeq and is a predicted model, not a curated record. Lineage: Eukaryota; Viridiplantae; Streptophyta; Magnoliopsida; Poales; Poaceae.
AUGGCGAGGACUUCAAUAGCGGCGGCGGAAAUCGCAACAAAAAAGGAGCAACGACACAAUAAGCCGAUGGAAGGGAAGAACACCGCGCAAGUAAUUGAAGCAAUGACAAAUCCUCACGAAGAAGCUAAAACGCAGCAAAAUACUGACGAAGACCCUGCUGAAGAGCAUGCAAUCCAGCAAGCUCCUAUCAAAGAUGCAGGCACAAAUAACCCAGUCAUCAACACGAAGGAAACAAACGAGUACGCUGAUCUCGAAGAUCAAGAACUUCAAACAACAACAUCUGAAGAGGAAGAGGAAGCAUGCAAAAGUACUGGCAUAGACAUUCAACAAGAAAAACUAGAGGACAACACGAGACAAGGAGACGCCGCACAAGAAGCUCAAGAAACCAUCAACAAUCAAGACCAUCAAACACAACCAGAGGAGCCCAAUGAACAACCCGAACAUGUUCUUCAAACGAUAGACAAUAUUGCCACUGAAGACCAAGCCACAAAAAAUUCACUCACCAAACAACAGAGAGAGGAGACUAAUGAGCAAAAGGAGGACACUGAAGAAGGGCAACAUGUUCUUCAAAAGGCAGUCAUCAACAAACACGAAGAAGGCGACCACGGAGAUACAAGCAAUGAAGCAGACACACACAUUGUUCCAGAGAAAGAAGCAGAAACCAUCGAAGAAAACCCUACACCGUCGUACGAUGCCAAUUCCCCUGGCAGAGAGAAACACGAAGAAGGCGACCACGGAGAUACAAGCAAUGAAGCAGAAACACACAUUGUUCCAGAGAAAGAAGCAGAAACCAUCGAAGAAAACCCUACACCGUCGUACAAUGCCAAUUCCCCUGGCAGAGAGGUCAGUGCCAACCAGGUCGAGACUGAAAAACAAGACGGAAAAGACCACCAGCAAGACACGACGGUUGACAAGGAAAAACAUGAUGCUAAGAAAGACACAAACGACUCAAAUGAGGAUGCAGCAAAAAUUGAACAAAAGGGUACAAUGCAAAAAGAAGGACAUAACAUGCCGCAAGAAGCAGAAGGAGAACAAGAAAGGAACAACAUUGGACAGGACAUAUCUUCUAGCAUCGAAGCAGGCACAAUGGAGAAAGGGGACAAAGAUAGUGAUUUCGUCAACAAAGCCAUCGAAGACCUGUACAACGCUAUAUGCAAGCCAUGGACACAGAGAGAAAUGGAUGAGCUUUUCAUUACAACGAACAAGUUUGAUGUCAAUCUAGGCCAUGUCGCCGAAAGCUUCAAGUUCCUUCUACCAUGUUCGUUGCGCAGAAUGGACUGCGCAUUCUAUAUGUACAUGAACCUGAAGCACUACUCCAAUGAUGGAACAGCAGCAACCUUAGAGCCAGAACAAGUACCAGAGUUGAGGAAAAAAAAUUCUAUAUCAACUAAUCAGCCAACACAGAGGGAAUACCAAACUGUCAUUCAUCAAGUGUACAACAGAUAUGCUGAAGUAUGA